GGCAGUCCUACGCUCAUAUUUACCUCUACGCACACACACAAACACACACACACACAGUGGAGGUGAACUUCAAACGGCUUCGCACUCCUCGCGCUGUUUUGGUUUUCUCUGGUGCAUCUUCAAUACAAUAAGUGUUAUUCUCGAACUCUGUUGACAGCGCGUCAUGGAAAGGAAGUGGGCAUACAGCAGACGCAAUAACAUAAGAAGAAGGGCUGUAAAAAUAGUCAACAAGGUGUUCGAUUCUUUGGAAAAGGAGAUUCAUUCUCAGACCGAUAGAAGAGUGGAAGCAAACUGUAGUGUUCAGUCACAGUGGCAUCAAGAAACCACCAGUCUCCAGAGAAAAAGCCCGGCAUGCUGCGAUCCGUUCAUAAAAUCGCUUCUUCAUGAAGUGUUAAGAAACCAGGAGAUUCUUAUGGAGCAACAGAGGAGCAUCAUGAUGAUGGUUCAGGAUCUCCAAGCAAGCAACGACAGCGAGAUCGCAGAUGAGGACCAUUUAAGUCAAAGACACUUUCCAAUUGAAGACCUCAAUUCAUUAACCGAGCUCGAAAACGAACUUCGAUCAUGUCCGGAAACGAGGCGAAAAAUGGUACACGAGCUUGGAUUGUUGGGUGGAGUUGAUGUGAAGGACACAGUGUGGCGAAUCAUGAAGCAGGCUAUCAAAAACGACUUUGCCAAAACAGUGAACUGGAGAGGCGUUAAUGGGAAAACACCGUUCCAAAAUCUGGAGUUUAAAAGCGUUGUGAUCGAGGCUGUAAGAAGAAAUCCCUCGUGCGCACAGACGACCGAGCUGGAGGUUGAAAAUGUGAUUAAACGCUGGUUUCAUCUCGCCGGCGACCGUGAGGGCGGAAGAAAAAAAAGAUCACUGUUGCAAAGUGUUAAAGUAGAAAACUCAUUUUAAGUUCUUGUAAAUCUCGACAGUAACUGACAAGACGAUACUUGCACUCGACAUUUUAACGUUGUCACUGGGUGUGUUCAGUGACUAAACAGUUUUUUCACAUUCUAGUUUUUAUUUGCACAUCUGUAAAUAUGCAUUUUUAUUUAAUCAGUUUUAGUUUUUUCGGCUUUGUUUGAAUUUUUUAUGCAUUACAUUAUUUUUCUAUUUUAAAUGAUUCACAUGUGAAUAUAUACACCAGUUGCAAUUGUUAAUGCUG
This is a messenger RNA of Triplophysa rosa, 1151 nucleotides long. RefSeq lists its product as uncharacterized. The transcript has 5 exons. Bases 164 to 898 code for a protein of 244 amino acids. The record is from RefSeq and is a predicted model, not a curated record. NCBI's taxonomy places the organism in Eukaryota, Metazoa, Chordata, Actinopteri, Cypriniformes, Nemacheilidae.